AUGCCCUUCCCGACAACCAACUACCCCGGAGCAGGGGACCUCAUGGCCGCGAGCGGCCUGUGCCAGGCCGUGCGGGUCGGCAACGUCGUCCACCUCUCCGGACAGGGCGGGUGGGAUGCGGGGUUGAAGGUGGACGCCGACCCCAAGGCGCAGAUCGAGCAGGCGCUCAAGAAUGUCGAGGCGGCGCUGCGGGGGGCCGGGGCGUCGGGGUUGAAGGACGUCUUCAAGUUUACUGUCUUCGUUACCGGCGAGUUCGACACCUUUGCCACACCGCUCAUCGAGCGCCUUAACGAGAUCUACGCCGCCGCCAUCCCCGCCAUGAGCGUCAUCGGCGUCAACAACCUCUGGCUGGGGAUGGGAAUCGAGAUUGAGGCGCAGGCGUGGGUCGGCAACGAGGCGGCCAAGGCCAACUUGUAG
Vanrija pseudolonga is the source of this 417-nucleotide messenger RNA. RefSeq names its product 2-iminobutanoate/2-iminopropanoate deaminase (gene yjgF). Bases 1 to 417 code for a protein of 138 amino acids. The transcript has 2 exons. Gene Ontology annotation, cellular component: cytosol; mitochondrion. Lineage: Eukaryota; Fungi; Basidiomycota; Tremellomycetes; Trichosporonales; Trichosporonaceae. Gene Ontology annotation, molecular function: deaminase activity. The record is from RefSeq and is a predicted model, not a curated record.